Trichoderma asperellum CBS 433.97 is the source of this 680-nucleotide messenger RNA. The record is from RefSeq and is a predicted model, not a curated record. NCBI's taxonomy places the organism in Eukaryota, Fungi, Ascomycota, Sordariomycetes, Hypocreales, Hypocreaceae.
CCUUUGGGUCACUCUGUUUGAUGGGGGCGAGACCCCUGACGACACAACCAGGUCAGGGAUGCACAAUCAGGCACUACGGCUGUCGCUGGCCUGUCGCGCGACUGGGGCAUUCACUCGUCGCUGGUUUCGAACUAGAGCGCGAACCACGAGCCACGAGCCGCGAACUGUGAGUGUGCGACGACUUGUAUUAGCAAUACGACUAGCAGCACUAUCAGCGUAUCCUACUACCAAUACGCACUCGCGCGUGGUCCUGCACGGGACAACACACACCCGUCUCAUCCCUGCAUCCACUGCUACACAGCAGCCAUCAUGGGCAUCGGAGGCACUUUUGGGCGAAAUCCGUAUACACAAACAGCCCACUGAGGCUUGGGACGGCGGUACCCACCAGCAGCCAAGAAGUGAUGAUGGGCCACUCCCGGGCCCGAGAAUGCUGACAUCUCCGGCCGAAAGUGCCCCGAGACUUGUCCCGAAAAGCGGAUGAGUAGGUAUAGGCAGGUCCGGCGCUCCGAACGAGAGCGAGGCUGUAUCACGCAUAGCUCGUGUUUCUUACGCUACUAGCGUGAGGAGAAGCAGCAAGCUUACCUCGCAUAUCUCGCAUUGAUACAUAGUUACGUGCUGUCACAACUUGGAGGCGCUGUAGGUCUGGCAGCGAUCGCAGCAAGGAAGCUCGCCAGCGCCUC